Messenger RNA from Hypomesus transpacificus, 1481 nucleotides. RefSeq names its product ADP-ribosylation factor-like protein 4D. The transcript has 2 exons. Gene Ontology annotation, biological process: vesicle-mediated transport; intracellular protein transport. Gene Ontology annotation, molecular function: GTPase activity; GTP binding. Bases 296 to 901 code for a protein of 201 amino acids. Gene Ontology annotation, cellular component: cytoplasm. The record is from RefSeq and is a predicted model, not a curated record. Lineage: Eukaryota; Metazoa; Chordata; Actinopteri; Osmeriformes; Osmeridae.
CAUCGACUUCUCCAGUUCAUUUCUCGACGGAGAUUCGAAGGUUCAGCAGCACUUCUACAUAGCUGCUUGCUUUCUCCUGGACUACUUGCAAGUAGGGAUAUAUUUUUUGAAUACUGGAAUUAUGCAGUCUGUUUUAGGAGUACGGAAAAGCUGAAAGGUCCCCUGUGACUCCAGCCAGCCUCCCAUUCUGCUGCCACUGCCUUUGAAGUAGGUGUGAAGGAACUGUUGCCCGGAGACUGUCCCUACCACCUCCCUCUCCAAUCUGUCAUCCCCUCCCACCAAGGGACCAGCCAACAUGGGUAACCAGCUCACAGAGAUCGCCCCCAACACCCCCUUUCUCCCCAGCUUUCAGUCCCUACACGUGGUCAUCAUCGGCCUGGACUCUGCGGGGAAGACGUCUCUCCUCUACCGGCUGAAGCUGCGAGAGUUUGUGGAGAGCAUCCCCACCAAAGGCUUUAACACAGAGAGGAUCAAGGUGGCCGUUGGGAGUUCGCGGGCCACCACCACCUUCCAGGUGUGGGACGUGGGGGGCCAGGAGAAGCUCCGGCCCCUGUGGAAGUCGUACACGCGGCGCACGGACGGCCUGGUGUUUGUGGUGGACGCCGCCGAGACAGAGCGCAUGGAGGAGGCCAAGGUAGAGCUCCAUCGGAUCACCCGCUCGGCAGAGAACCAGGGGAUUCCUGUCCUGGUGCUGGCCAACAAGCAGGAUCUGACUGGGGCCGUGUCCGCCCUGGAGGUGGAGAAGACCCUGGGCCUCCACGAGCUCAGCUCCUCCACGCUGCACCACACCCAGGGCUGCAGCGCUCUGGACGGACAGGGCCUCCAGCCUGCCCUGGAGAAACUCUACGAGAUGAUCCUCAAGAGGAAGAAGAUGCUGCGGCACAGCAAGAAGAAGAGAUGAGGGGGGCGAAGUCUGUUCGUGGUGGACUUUGGGUCUGUGAGAUUCCGCUAUGAAGGUGCUUUACCAUGGACUUAAUUGGCAUUCCUUGGGAAUUUUGUGGGAGUUCUAGACCCCAAAGGACAGGAGUGGGAUGGCGGAUGCUGAACACUGAGCCUUGACUGCCCCUUGAAAGAAGUCACUUGUAUUGAAUAACAUUGCCAUCUCCCUUUAACCGUCACAGUUAUUGGCCUAUCCUAAGCAUCCUAAGGGAUUUGUCUCAUAGUUUAACACCUUUUAUAGUUCACUUUGUUGCAUGGAGGUUAACUGCUUGGGACACAACUACUUUUGUAGAUCAAAAGAGGACUACGGUUCGUCUCACUGUUGGGGUGGUGUAGGACUUGAAUGGAUCCCCACAGUGACAUCACUGGCUGAAAGCAGCUAGUUCUGGCCAUGCAAGUUUUACACACCGUUACUCACUUGUCAUGGUAGAUGUGGACUUAGCCUAAAUGUUAUCUGAGGUAGAUGAAGAAGUUAACAGUUUUUACAUUAUGUACAUAUUUUUUUGUAAUACUUAUACAAAUGAAUAAAUUAUUGAAGACUU